UAAUUGAAUCAUUGAUUAUAAUGUGCUUUAAAUGUUUGGCAUUUGAUAUUAACUUCACUUUACUAUAAAUUUUAAGUUUUGUUGAUUUCGGAUAAACUUUCAAAUGAUUUGAAUGACAAUUGUAUUGCAAUCGGAAAACAAUAAUAUUAUCAAAUGGUUUGAAACUGUGAUUACAUUUCAUAUAAUACCUGUAUUUUAAUAUUAAAAGCAAAUAAAUUGAUAAAUAGUUUACAAUACAAAACAUGUUUGUUGUCAUCAAAACAAAUCAAUGAAUGCAUUGAUUUAAGGCGUGACCACUCAUGUGAUGACAUGACAUGACAUCCAUGUGAUGAGCGAUGACUUCUUUAGAGGAAGAGGUUUCCAAACAUAACAUCUUCAGAGAAGUACAGUUCUCGCUCUGUGAAGAUGUUAAUCAAUUUGAAAAUGUGAAGAAGUUAUUACUGUCGGGCGGCGCCAAGUUUUUCAAUUACUUGUCCGACAAUGUAACUCAUUUGAUCGGUGAUAAUGCUGACCACCAUUUUGUGUCAGAAGCUGUCGAGAUCUAUGAAAUAACAGUUGUAACCAGUCGAUGGGUUUGGUUAUCAGCGAAGGCUUCCUUACUUUUACCAACCGCCGGUUUUUCGCCAUUCAAGAAUCAACUCUUCUCAAACAUCAUUGCCUGUCCAUCUAAUAUAUCGGGAAUUGAUGCUCAAACACUAUGGGCAAUGAUUACAUACUAUGGCGGCUCAUUUCGACUACAAUUAGAGCCAAACUGCACUCAUCUUAUAUCAACAAAACCCGAAGGAUUAAAGUAUAAUAAAGCGGUCGAAACCAAAGAUGAGAUUAAAAUAGUUACACCCGAUUGGGUCAUUGAUUCAGUUAAGAACAAAGCGCUCUGUGAUGAAGAUUUAUAUCAUCCACGACUUCUCAUAUUUAACAAUCAGUCAUUCAUUUCGGCCAAAUUAGAACUGACUGAUACUUCCACGCAUUCUUUAUCGACAACAACCACUACUGUCACUUCCAUACCAUUGACAUCAAGUACUCCACAACUUGCAUUAAGAACUGUUUCAUUGCCAACAACAGCAAUGAUAACAACAUUUUCAAUCGCACCGCCACUUCAAGCAAGUCCCACAUCAGUUCAGGGCGGAAGAGUUCGAGUAUUUUUACCACCACAGCAUCAGGUGAGGCUCAUGCAAAUGAAACAAAAUCAAAUUAGACAAUUAGGACAGGGAGUUGCACCUCAACAACAAGUGGUUCAAAUGAUUCAGAGACAUCCAUAUGCUCUAUCACAACAUUCUCAGCAACAACAACAGCAACAACUACAACAAUCAGAUCCAAAUCAACCAUUAGAUCCUAACCAACAGUGGAAUACAAAUCAACAAAUGAUAGUACAAACCUCUCAAACCGGUGCACAAAAUACAUAUACAACUCAACCUAUUCAAGUCAUUUCUCAAAAUUCAACUGAUUUGACAAAACUGAGACCAAUUAAUACAACACUUAUGGCUGGACAACAGCCCCGACAGGUUUAUCUUGCAGUUCAGCAAACAAGACACCAACAUUUUAUAGGAAUGUCUCAACAAUCACAACAGAGACAACCAUCUAAUAUAUUAAUACAACAAAGAGGACCAAAUGUACAAUCAGUUAGACUACAACAGGGACAGCAGCAUCUCAUACAACUUCAACAAAGACAACCAAUUAGUCUUCAGUCAGCUCCUUAUGUUAGAACACCACAACAACAUAUUAUCAUACAACAGCAGAACCAACAGGCUAUUCAAAGACAGCUUCAGAUACAACAACAACCACAACAACAAGUAUUACAGUCAAAUCAGUCUCAACCAAAUCAGACACAAAUUGUACCACAAAUUCAACAGAGAAUGACCGCUCCGCGAAUACCUCAACAAUUUAUUCAACAAAACCAAAUAAGAGGUCAACCAAUACGAGGACCAUUAGCUCAACAACAAAUCAUAUCGAGUGCAAUACAAACUGGACAACCAAGAGUCUACAUGAAAGGUCAACAAUAUGCAAUACAAGGACCGCCUCAACCACAACAACAGCAGCAACAAUUUGAUCCACAGACACAAACCCAACAUCAACAACAAUUUAUUAGAGCACAGACACCUCCGGGUCAGAUGCAAUUUAUUAGAGGUCCUCAAUGGUUAUCUCAGGAUCAACAAGUCAUUCAGCAACAACAUCCACAACAACAACCACAACCUCAGCAACACUUAGUAUCUAUGAGACCGCAACACAUUCUUGUAACUCAAUCACCACAACCUUCACAACCAACUCAGCAACAGAUAAUACAAUGGCAACAACAAGAAAUUCAAAGACGACAACUCCAACAACAUCAAAUACAACAAAGAUUUCCAUUGUCUGCUGGUGUAACACCCGAUAAGGUUAGGCCGAUUGUGUCUGUCGUAAGUGUUUCUUCUUCAGCCAAUACAGAUAGUGGUGCGACUGCAGCGACUUCGACCUCAACCGUUCGCAAUGCGCAAACACCGCAAACCAUUAGCCCUAAUAUAGUUCUCUCGAACAGCCAAACCAUACCAAAUACCAAUACAAUCUCUUUGUCAGCACAAGUAAACCCAGUAAGCACUUCCAACACUACACCGACUACUGUCACUUCUCCUAUAGUAAAUCCUAAAACUAAGACAGCUUUAGCUAAUAUGCUUAAUAACCGACUUCAAAGUGGGAUUACCAAUCCUAUCACUACCAGAGGUGACGGAACGACCACAUCUAAUAAUGGCUCCCCUACUAGUGUUUCCAUUUCGGGUUCUCUAUCUCUUUCCUCUUCUACUUCUUUGACAAAUAAAACAGGUUUUGGUUUUAUUGGAUCUCCUGGUGUGGCCAUGGGAUCAAAUAUAAAAUCUGAUGAUUCUCAGGCCAAUCAAUUGAUGCAAAUAAGAUUUUAUGCUUACGAACCAAACGUCCAAAUUCCUAACCAACGGUGCCUUUUAGGAUGUGUUUUCCAUUUAUACGGAUUUGAAAAUUUGGUUGAAAAGAAAUUAAUUGAUUUAUGGAUUAGUAAAUUAAUUAAAAUGGGUGCCGAAGUUGAGACCACAUAUACUUUAAAAUGUACACAUGUUUUAUGUGACAACACUAACAGUCCAUUCAUUCAAAAGUGUAUAGAAGAUGGUAAACGAUGUGUAACAGUGUAUUGGAUCAAUGAAGUGAUGGCAACUAAGAAGAUGUUUCCUCCGAUUAAAUUUUAUCAUUUGCCCCAUUCUUUUGGAGACAUCAAGCCCUGCAAGAAUCAUAUCAUAACAAUGUCUAAUUUUGAAGGCGAAGAAAGAUUAAGAAUAAAGGAAAUGAUUUUGAAAACAGGAGCCAAAUAUACCUCAUAUUUGACUCAAAAAAAUUCUGUAAUUAUAUGCAAACGUCUUGAGGGCAACAAAUAUAAAAAAGCAGUUGAAUGGAGACUCGCUAUCGUCAACACACUCUGGUUGCAUGACGUGCUGUUCGGCCAAUUGGAACCGUUACAACUGUCAAGUAUUCACAAGAAAUAUCAAAAUUUUGAUUCAAAAACCCCGUUAAGAAUUGAAUACUCAACUGUUCAGCAAAUGAUGAACCCAUGGAGACAACCUGUUCGAGUGUCUGAAGAUGUUCUCAAGAGUGGAAUCGCUGAGAUUAAUGAACAAAAACAGGAUAAAAAAGACACAAAUGGCGAAUCUGAUACCAAUAACAACGCUACUACUACUACUACUACUACUACUAAUAAUAAUAAUAAUAAUAAUAAUAAUAAUGAGAACACAAUUGAUGAUAAUAAUAUAAAUAGUAGUACUGCUAAUAAUAGUAAUAUUAAUAAUAAUUCCUGCAAUAAUAUGGAUGAUAAUAAGAAAGAAGAUGAUGAAAAGAAGAGGUCGUUUGAAGAUAAUAGAGAGGAACCAUUGAAUAAGAAGCCGAAAGUUGAAAACGAAAUAAACAAUACUCCGUUAACACCAUUGACUCCAAUUGCUCCGAUGACUCCCAUUGUUCAGAUGCCUCCCAUUUCCAUCAAAGAAGAAAAUAUUUUUAAUAAUUUAUUGCCUGCAAUACCAUUACCAACACUUCAAAUAAAUCCAGAAACCAACAAAAAUAUCAAAGUUAUGUUUACAUCAAUAAAAGAUUUAAGUCGUAAAGAGUUGCGAUCAAUUGUUAUUAGUCUUGGAGGACGUGUCACUAAUAAUAGCAAUGAUUGUACGCAUUUAGUGACUGAUCGGAUCGUACGAACCGUUAAAUUUUUAUGUGCCUUUGGUUCGUGUAAAUUCAUAGUCACGUGCGAUUGGGUGCGAGAGUCUGGAAAGCAGCACAAGUUUGUCGAUGAAAAUGAUUACAAAUUGUCUGAUCUAACAGCAGAAAAACAAUUUGGCUUCAGUUUAGAGCACUCUCUUAGUAUAAGAAGUGAUCAAAUUUUUAAUAGUCAUGUCUUCUAUAUCACCAAUGGUUGUAUUCCUUCACCCAAAGUGCUCAAAGAGAUCAUUGAGUCAAACGGCGGACAAGCGGUCAUAACGAAGAGGCCAACUAAAAGGCAAUUACAAAGAAUGCAAGAAAAUGGUCUAAAAUUUUUAGUUAUUUCUUGUGAAAAUGAUCUCCACUUAUGCGAUAUAUUUCAUGUCCGAGAAGUUGACGUUAUGAACGUUGAAUUUAUUUUGUCGGGAAUUCUUAAACAAGAACUUGACUUCGAGUUGUAUGCAUUUAAACACAAUAUAUUAAAAGAUAAUCAAAUAUAAUAAUAAA
Messenger RNA from Oppia nitens, 4692 nucleotides. RefSeq names its product PAX-interacting protein 1-like. The record is from RefSeq and is a predicted model, not a curated record. Lineage: Eukaryota; Metazoa; Arthropoda; Arachnida; Sarcoptiformes; Oppiidae. Gene Ontology annotation, cellular component: MLL3/4 complex. Bases 336 to 4685 code for a protein of 1449 amino acids. The transcript is spliced from 11 exons.